Molecule: messenger RNA, 1522 nt
Organism: Caenorhabditis sp. 36 PRJEB53466
Lineage: Eukaryota; Metazoa; Nematoda; Chromadorea; Rhabditida; Rhabditidae
Source: the annotation of a GenBank genome assembly
AUGCUUCACAGUCUCUCGGCCACAAUUUUUCUGAUUUUCUGUGCUCAACUACUGGUGCUCGGGUGCCCGCCUCAACCCAACGGAAAUUGCUAUUAUGGUUAGUUAAGAGACAACUGUAAGCAAAGCAUUUUAGUCGAAAAUGCCAAAAAACGUUGGGUGCGUAUUAUAUCUUUUUUCCAGGCGAAUACGCAUUGUCCAAAAACCAGGGAGGCUUCCAAAAUCAACAAUGCGGACAAGCGACUAACCGAGAUUGGUGUGCUGUCUCGUAAGUUUUGCCCUUUUCCUCUUCUUCUGGAAUGUUUCCAGUUGAGAACCAGUCAGUAUAUACUGGAUAUACUUGACAAUGUGCCCCUGUAUGUACAUGCACUCCACUCCACAACGUACUUGACGCCGUGAAAAGGGGGGUCUUUUGAUGGUUUCCAUUCAUUCGUCAUGUUUGCACCGUCUCCAUACUACCAACAAGAGCAAUUUCAGAUGUUUCCAAGGUUUUUUCGCCCAGAGAAAGCAAUCAUGCGCGUGUACAACUAACACUGUUUCCCUUCUCUGUUACAGAUAUCAACCAGCGACGCAAACAGCUAAUUUCGGAUGCGCCUCCACCUUCCCAAUAGAGGUUGGCAUUUUUUUAAAAAUUAAAAUUGAGGACCUAGUAACUUUAAGGUGGGAGGUCAGGUUUGCGGAGAAGGAGCUUUUAAUGUGAAUCAGCAGGGAUGCAGUAUGGUGCAAACGAUCAACGGACCGUGUUAUUUCUGCUGUUGCAAGGGAGGCAGUUGCAAUCAUCCGCAGGUAAAACUAAUGCGCUCUAUUGAGAAUAGAAAGCUGGCAAAGCUGUAAGCUAUUGGACUUUCCGGAAGAACCUACUCGAAGUCCUUGUACUGAACCCGGUCAACGGUUAUCUUAGGCUUUUUCGAAGCCUAAAACUUUGAUUCCGAUUGGAGCACUUGGUUCUGAAUUUCUUUAUGCUAAUUUCGAACAUUUAACAAAAUUGAACAUCCGUUUUAGACACCUUUCCGCGCUGAGCGUUGCAUAGAAAGUACGUACGCGCUUUUCAGUGCCUGAGCUCUUGACCCAGUUUCAAUAUUCCGGCCGGAUCCAAACUGAUUGAAGUCUGUUGAGUCCAAGUUUCAGACCGAUCGGUCUAUUCACUCUUGAGAUAUGCUGAAUUAAAAAACCAAGUUUUCUCCUGAGUGAAUAAUCCGAUCGGCCUCAAACUUGGAGCCAAGAUACUUCUAUCCAAGUUCAAGAAGCCUGCGAAGUUUGGAGUUGACCGGAAUACUGCGAGUGGCCCCACAAGAGCCCGUCCAAGACGGAAUACUAAUCCGAGCUAUUUCAGAUCUUUGCCCGCGAAGCCUCGAAACUGCCGAUAAACAACCAGCUGCAGCAGAAUCAGAUGUACUCAGCGUACGAUCGCCGCCAAUCCUACUACCCGAUGGGCUGGUACAAUACCGCUUCGCAGCCCUCCAACCCAUUCCUCCUCGUCGCGAUCAUUCUCAUCAUUCUCCUAGUUUUUUCCCGUUCUGUUUAA